CUCCCCUCUGGAGGCGGCUUGUUGUUGUGGAGGCCAAAAUGGCGGCUCAAGCGGCGGCGGCGGCCCAGGCCGCUGCGGCGCAGGCAGCGCAGGCCGAGGCGGCCGAGUCGUGGUACCUGGCCCUCCUGGGCUUCGCCGAGCACUUCCGCACUUCCAGCCCGCCCAAGAUCCGCCUGUGUGUCCACUGCCUGCAGGCUGUGUUCCCCUUCAAGCCGCCGCAGCGCAUCGAGGCCCGCACGCACCUGCAGCUCGGCUCGGUGCUCUACCACCACACCAAGAACAGCGAGCAGGCGCGCAGCCACCUGGAGAAGGCGUGGUUGAUAUCGCAGCAAAUCCCACAGUUUGAAGAUGUUAAGUUUGAAGCGGCGAGUCUGUUGUCCGAAUUAUAUUGUCAAGAGAAUUCCGUGGACGCAGCAAAGCCACUGCUGCGGAAGGCAAUCCAGAUCUCACAGCAGACCCCGUACUGGCACUGCCGCCUGCUCUUCCAGCUCGCUCAGCUGCACACGCUUGAGAAGGACCUGGUGUCAGCCUGCGACCUCCUGGGCGUGGGUGCCGAGUACGCCCGGGUGGUGGGGUCCGAGUACACACGGGCGCUGUUCCUGCUCAGCAAGGGCAUGCUGCUGCUGAUGGAGCGCAAGCUGCAGGAGGUGCACCCGCUGCUGACGCUGUGCGGGCAGAUCGUGGAGAACUGGCAGGGAAACCCCAUCCAGAAGGAGUCCCUGCGUGUCUUCUUCCUGGUGCUGCAGGUCACCCACUACCUGGAUGCCGGCCAGGUGAAGAGCGUGAAGCCCUGCCUGAAGCAGCUGCAGCAGUGCAUCCAGACCAUCUCCACGCUGCACGACGACGAGAUCCUACCCAGCAACCCCGCCGACCUCUUCCACUGGCUGCCCAAGGAGCACAUGUGCGUGCUCGUCUACCUGGUGACCGUGAUGCACUCCAUGCAGGCCGGCUACCUGGAGAAGGCACAGAAGUACACGGACAAGGCGCUCAUGCAGCUGGAGAAGCUGAAGAUGCUGGACUGCAGCCCCAUCCUGUCAUCCUUCCAAGUGAUCCUGCUGGAGCACAUCAUCAUGUGCCGGCUCGUCACGGGCCACAAGGCCACUGCGCUGCAGGAGAUCUCCCAGGUCUGCCAGCUGUGCCAGCAGUCGCCCCGGCUCUUCUCCAACCACGCCGCACAGCUGCACACACUGCUGGGCCUGUACUGCGUCUCCGUCAACUGCAUGGACAACGCGGAAGCCCAGUUCACCACAGCCCUGCGGCUCACCAACCAUCAGGAGCUGUGGGCCUUCAUCGUGACCAACCUGGCGAGUGUGUAUAUCCGGGAAGGAAAUAGGCACCAAGAGGUACUGUACAGCCUGCUGGAGCGGAUAAACCCGGACCACAGCUUCCCCGUCAGCUCACACUGCCUGCGCGCAGCCGCCUUCUACGUGCGCGGCCUCUUUUCCUUCUUCCAGGGCCGCUACAACGAGGCCAAGCGGUUCCUGCGGGAGACACUGAAGAUGUCCAAUGCGGAGGACCUGAACCGGCUCACCGCCUGUUCCCUCGUGCUCCUGGGCCACAUCUUCUACGUGCUGGGCAACCACAGGGAGAGUAACAACAUGGUGGUGCCUGCCAUGCAGCUGGCCAGCAAGAUCCCUGACAUGUCGGUGCAGCUCUGGUCAUCGGCUCUGCUGAGAGACCUGAACAAGGCCUGUGGCAACGCCAUCGACGCCCACGAGGCUGCCCAGAUGCACCAGAAUUUCUCGCAGCAGCUUCUCCAGGACCACAUUGAGGCCUGCAGCCUCCCGGAGCACAACCUCAUCACGUGGACGGACGGCCCACCCCCCGUGCAGUUCCAGGCACAGAACGGGCCCAACACCAGCCUGGCCAGCCUGCUGUGAGCCGUGUCCCGACUCCGCCAGACACCGGGUGUGCUUCUGCUGUCCCGGCACGGGGCGUCCCAUCCUCGGCCCUGCCCAGCGUGUCCGGCUUC
Chinchilla lanigera (long-tailed chinchilla) is the source of this 1972-nucleotide messenger RNA. It is a transcript of the gene Mau2, whose product is annotated as MAU2 sister chromatid cohesion factor. Gene Ontology annotation, cellular component: chromatin; SMC loading complex. NCBI's taxonomy places the organism in Eukaryota, Metazoa, Chordata, Mammalia, Rodentia, Chinchillidae. Gene Ontology annotation, biological process: mitotic sister chromatid cohesion; maintenance of mitotic sister chromatid cohesion. The record is from RefSeq and is a predicted model, not a curated record. The transcript is spliced from 19 exons. The coding region runs from base 39 to 1880 and encodes 613 amino acids. Gene Ontology annotation, molecular function: protein binding; double-stranded DNA binding.